Molecule: messenger RNA, 552 nt
Organism: Cotesia congregata
Lineage: Eukaryota; Metazoa; Arthropoda; Insecta; Hymenoptera; Braconidae
Source: the annotation of a GenBank genome assembly
AUGACGAUAAGAAGACUUGCUGUUUUGGCAGCUAUUAAAUCCAACCAAUCUAAUGGUACUACUACUACUAUUCUUAAUAAUGAUAAUGAUCAAUGUCUUUUAGGACAUAAUAUGUCGGCUAAUGGGGAUGUUGGAAUGUUUGGAGUUGAUUUACACAACAACGUUUUUAUCCAAGGAAAUUCAGAAAAAACCCGUGAACAAGAGCGUGCUGCAUAUUCAGUAGCAGAACCAGAUGUUCAAAGUCUUCAAGUUUUUACGACUAACUCCUACAAUGAUCGCGAAUUCGAUGAGCAACGUUAUGAAGAUUGGAUUGAUCGUAUGAAUGAAGAAUUAACAUCAUUGCCAGCUUGUCCAGGUACACCUGGACCGCCACCACCGUAUGAAAGUCUUAUUUUCAAUUUACAAAAUUUACCGUCACCCAGUCAAAAAGAUGGAUCUGUGAUUUAUCCAUCCGAAAAAGAAAAAAGUGAUAAUGCCAAAGACGAUAAAGAAGACGAUGGAUUACCGCCUUAUGACGCUGCUAUUAAACUUGCUGGUGAUGGAUAUGUUUGA